GUUGCACUCCAUGAACUGGCCCAUGUGAUGGUCGUACCCUGUUCUUUGUACAUACUUUUACGAAUAUGUUCCUGUGGUAACGUCGUUUAUAUUAUAUGGUCUUCAAAGCAACUUUAGGACCUUGGCACGACGAAAGAGUGAUCAAUAUUGGGUGCUAAUCACAUUAUCUGGUUCGUCACAACAUUGCCGUCUAACCCGAGUAGGCCAUCAAUCAUUUGACACAUGUCACCUGUGUUUAUGAUCUACAAACAGCGGCCCUAUUAAGGGGAAUUAGACGAAAAUAACAUCUCACAAGAUAGACCCAAACGUUGCAUUAAAUAUGAAUAACAGUCUUUUCACCCACCAUAAUUAACAUAUUUGUGAUAUGCGAGUGACCCUUCCGAAAGACAUAUUAUUUAUUUAUUGGAGACAUCCUCACAGACCACGUCAGAUCGUAGUUACUAUAAUUCUCACAGUCGCAGUGACAAAGUCGAAAAAUCGAUGGUUUUUUCGGCCAGUAAAAUCGUCGAGUGUUCUCAAUCUAACGCUAUCAACUUCUUGUCUGAUCACCAGACUACACCGGUUUCACACUCGUGUUAUUUUUUAUCAUUGUUGAAUGCUUUCGUUAUAAAAUGUGAGAACUUAUUGAGUCGUUGAUUAACUCUUUUUCUUGUUCUUUUUCUCUCCGGAUGGUAUCACAGCCCUUAACACUCGUACAGCUAAUAAGGUUCCUUGAAGCUUGCUGCAAACUGAACAAACAUUGAACAUCAUUGGAUUAUCUUCAGCACUUAAGCACUGUUGAGUGAACUUUACAAGUACAGUAUUCUUAAAGAAAACAACACUUUAUCUACAAGAGAAAGACAGAGGUAUUUCUACCAGCAGACAUAACUUUGAAGUUUGGGAUAUCGGUUUGAACAACAUUUUGUUGACUACAUUUGUUUGGUGAAAAUUGAAAAGCGAAAAUCCUUGAGCUUGAGGAAUAAAGAUACAACUAUGUGCGCUACUUCGUCCUUUUUGCGUAAGAUAUCAUCAUCUCACAAAUAGCUCCUGAGAAAAUGUAUAGGAGUUAUUAGCAAAUUCGAGUAUGAACUAUUCACAGUUAAAAACCAAAAUCGCUAUCGAGAACCUGUAACACCUAUUAUUGUCUCAUCAAAAUUGGUGAUAUGCAUGAACUCAGGAAGAUCAACGAGCUAAAGUUUUAUCUGUCGAAGGAUGAUGGUAACGCAUUUGAUUUUUGCGAACUUAUAAAGUUCUUACUCGAAUGCAAACCUUCUACAGAAAAGUUAUCUCUUGGGAGGUUUAUAAUCGAUUACUUUGUCAGGCGUUUGCACAACAUAGGUUUGACAGAACUAACUUCUCUGGUUAUUAAUGAUAUUUAUAUGUUAUUCACUUUAGCGGGAUUUGAGGAUACCAAAACAGAAGGUCUGGUUGCUGAGCAGCUUCAAAUAGUUUGCUUGUUCGGUGUGAUUGAAUACAUCAUGUCAAACAAGUUGACUUAUGAUCCUUCAUUCAUCUGCUCCUCAAUCGGUCAUUUCAUCAUUGACCGGCUUAAAAGAUAUUCCGUCACUGUUUUAUUGCAAAGCAUCUCUCUAGCUAAGGUGUGGUGUUCAUUUAUAUUUCUGAAUGUUCUAAGCAAGGGUCUCGAUGAUUGUUUGACUAAAUGCGCAAAGGCAAUUUGUAGAUCCGUUUAUCUACACGCUGGAUCAUCUAAUGGGAAUGUGGAAAAGUCAGUUCAGGAGUUUUUUCUACAUAUUCUUGGCAUAAUCUUGACAUUGAACAAGAAAGAUUCCGAAUUUUUACCGGUUUUUAAAGCAUUUGUAAACGAUAUUAUCCCAUGUUAUUCUGUCAACGUAACAAGGCACUACAAGUUACCUAAAAAUUCAAUUCAUUGCUUACUUUCCGUUGUAAAGUGCUUAGGACUUGUUGAGGUUUUUAAUUACGAUUCAUUUCUUAUGUGGAGUCUUUUAUUGGGUAUUGAAUACAAUUGCACAUCUAAUGUGGCUUGUGAUAUUAUAAAGUCUAUUUUCGAACAAAGUGUAACCAUCAAGCGAAAUUCCCCACAAGUAUAUGAUUUUAACCUACUUAAACCUGUGAUUCAAUGGAUGUUAACUGGAACGGUAGAUUGUCCCAUGUCAAAGAUAUCAUGUAGUUGUAAUUUUCUCUUUACUACGAAAUCGUUUCAGAAUACAAGCUGGGAUAACUUUAUUCAUAGUUGUUUAAAUAGUCAGUUCACAUUAUUACCUAGUUCAGAUGCAUUGGAAAGUAUUUUGGUUGUAUCGGAUUCGGAAGCUUUACAGUUAUCUAAGAAUGAUCUUCUAAUUGAUCAACUGCUUGAACAUCUUUCUUUGACUUUUCUCAACUCAAAAGAUGAUCAAUAUUCUGAUAUAAAUGAACGGAAAUUGCUUGUUUGGUUACGAUUAUAUAUUCUGAAAGAUUAUUCCGACCUACCAUUGUCAGUGAAACAGCUGGUACCUACUAUUUUAACACACAGUGCUUCACAUCAUAAUGAUUGUGUACGUAUAUUAGCAUUGAAUGGAAUUCAUAAGUUUUUAUGCAAAUAUUUACAUUUGAAAAGUAAAGCAAAUCAUAAUAAUAAUAACAAUAAUAAUAAUGGUGAAGAAUCGACGAAUUUUAUACUGUCCAACAUUUCUACUACUCAAAUUUUUAUGGAUAUAUUUUUAACUUGUUGUAAUACAUUUAACAAUUGUUCAAAUCCAUCAUAUCGUAAUCAAUUUCAAAAACUUUUCUCCAGUUUAACAGAAUGUAUACGAAUGAUAUGUAAAUCUAUUCGUUUCAAUAAUAGCAUAGAAAUAUCGAAUAAUGCUAAUCUUAUCAAUAGUAGUAAUCAACGUAUUAUUUGUUUAUCAGAUACUGAGAUGCGUUUGCAAGUGUUUGAUAAUUUGUUUGAUUUGAACAGGAUAAAAGAUGAGAGUGUUUUAAGUAUGCAGGAAAAUGAUGUAUUAUGUUUAGUUAAACUAAUAAGUUUUAUCAGUUCAAUGUGUCGCAUCACUACUAUUCAUACUCGAACAGGUAGCAAAAAUACUACUGACAUAAAACUAACUACAAGUAUACACACUUACUUUUGGCCAGGGAUGAGUUAUCAACGCGCGAAACUUUUGGUAGAUAUUGUUGAAACUGCAUUAGGUGUUCUCAAUUUAACACCGAAUGGUCCAUGGAAUAAAAAAUCCAGUAAAUGGAGAUCAGAAUUUGGUAAAGACUCAUUAUGCAAUAUAAGGACAUUAAUCGAUAACAUUUCUGUACGAUUUAAUUGGGACUACAAAUCGACUAAUUUAUUACGUUAUUUAUUGAAUGGACUUCUUUAUGUAAGCUCAGAUCUACAGUCACAAAUUCUAUCGAUUAUUUAUGAUCAUUGGAUUGAAAAUAAAGGUGCAUUGAAGGAAGAGAUUUAUCCCACUAUGGUUGAUUUAGCCUGUGCAUGGUGCGAUACUCCAUGGUGUUCAGUUUAUACAUCUGGAGCGAAUAUUUUAACAUUCUGUUCCAUCAAUGAAUUAUGGGAUUCUGUCUACUUUGGUGCAGACAUGCGUACGUGGUUUUUAAAUAAAUUAAAAAGAUUUUCUGAAUUAACGUGGAUAACCAAUAACAGUCUUAGUAAUGUUGAUUUAGCCAUGUUUAGUAGUAAAUUACUUCAUGUUGUUCAGUUUCAAUCCUGUCUAGGAUUCCUCUUGACUAUUGAUCAAAUUUUAACUAACUGUCUAAGUAAACUGAUGAAAAAUUCAAAGAAUAUUAAAUGGAAUCAAUUCAUUGAUCCAAUGCUUUAUGAAUUCAUUUGUUGUAAAGAAUUACCUAGUUUAUGUUUGGAACUAUGCAAUCUAUGCCUUUUUUCAAUGGGUUGUCAAAUUUGUCAAUUUAAUCAAGAAGACAAUAGUUUUGUAAUGGAUUUUUCAAAAGGUGCCUGUUCAUUUCGAGAAUUGGGUAAAGCGAUUUUGAAGACUGUUAUGUUGGCCAGACGAAUUCAAUCAUUAUCAAUUGGUAAUGAAACAGUCGGUCAAUCAACACAGUGUCAUCUCAAACAAACCUCACAUACACAUACUUCAAAUAAUUCAACAAUUGUAAAUAAUGUAGAUAGUUCUGAUAUGGAUUCAUUAAAUUCUAUUGAAUUAUUACCGGAAUAUCAACAUAUUCUCUCUUGGUCAUGGAAUACCUUGAAAUUCUGUUCCAGCAUUAUUGCCAAUUGGUUUGCUAUUCAGUGUAAAUUAGCUGAUGAGAAUGUAAUGGCGGAUGUAGAACGAAAAUUGCUUGCCUCCAAAAUUGGCUAUCAAUUAUUGCAUCAAUUGUUACAAUGUCGUCAUAAGGGAACCAUAGAAGCACUAUAUUUCAAUCUUCUCCUUUAUUUACAAACUGUUGAAAAAUAUCAACUUUCAUUUUGUUCUUCAUUGAAAACAUGUAAAGAGGAUGCUUUAAAGUCAUCAGUUUUCAAAAUGGAUUGCAAAAAUCCGACUACUGAUAUCAAAUAUUUAUCGACAUGUGAUGGAUCUAUUUCUGCUGAUCAUAUGUUGCAAAUAUGUUGGAAAGUUCUUUGUAACAGUGCUUACUCUGUUACUAGACGUGGUGCUGGGCUUAUACCAGUUAUACGUGCUUGUCUUCUGGCUAAAUCUUGUAACGGACUUGAAAGUCCUCCAUGUUCACUUGUUUGUUGUUUAAGAAGUUUAUUUGAAAUUACACAAUCAGAUGAUAAUGAUGUUUAUAAUAAUGUGAAUAAUAAUACUACUCAUAUUAUAUCCGAUUCAACAACACUUCAUGAUUCACCACGAGUAUUCGCUUUACAUUUACUACACGGACUAUUUACCGAUGCUCGAUUACGUGUACAUGAACAUUCUGUUCCGAUAGAAAAUAAUAAUAGUCUAUCACAUGUUAAAAAUUGGACAAUUGAAGCUCUUCAAUUAGCUGUUAUUCCUGGUUUUAAUUCGAAAAAAUGGAAUGUUUGGAAUGGUGCUCUUCAACUUCAUAGUGCAUUGAUCUAUCGUCUCACUGGUGUAAGUCUCGACUUAGAAUUUCCAUUAAUUUCGGAUAUCUGCUUUCAAUAUCCUCAAAUGUUGGAUAUUAUAUUUAACUGUCUGAAUAGUAAUUAUCAAAAUUUAUCGUCAACGCAAAGUUUAAUUCCAAUACUUACUUUAAUUGUUAGAUUUUCUCCAUCGUUUGAUCAUUCGUUGAUAGUGUCAUCAAAAAUUGAUGAAAUCCUCAAUCGACUAGAAUAUAUUCUUUUCAAUCAUUGUAGUAUGCAUAUUCGUAAACUUGCUUCAAAAGCUUAUCAUGUAUUUCUAUGCCCACCGAUUGAUCUUUACUAUCAAUUUGAAUCAAUUAUAUGUUCACAAGAUAAACAAUCUUCACUUUGUAACAUAUCAAGCAUUGGACCAUUAAACUUAAUUUAUCAUUCAUGUUCACUACAUAACUCUAAUAAGAAAAUUUUAUAUAAUUCUAUAACAAAUGCAGUACAUGGUCAUUUAUGCUUAUUACAAUCAUGGUAUGAAAGUAAAACUUGUGAAAUUAUUCAACAUUGGAGAGAAUCAUUAUUCAACAUAAAAUCGGCAUUGAAUUAUCUUCUUCACUGGAUAUCUAUUUCUGCUUGGUAUCUUGCUUAUGAAUUAUGUAUUCUGAUGAAUUCUGUUUAUACAAGUCAUGCAACGAUUCACUGCGAAGAGGAUUAUCGAACGGAACUGUGGACAGCAUUACUCACUUUAAGGAAACCAAUAUUUUCUUUGUCUAAUGAGCCAUUUCAUAUUGAAUUUUUAAUUGAAUUUCAUCAUAUUUGUAUAAAAUUAUUCAAUAAAAAUUUAUUCAACUAUAUGACCAUUCAUUAUGCCGAAACUGAACCAAUUCUACUUUUACGUUUCCUUAAUCUAUUGAAAACAAAUUCCAAUUUAUCUGAUGAGCUUACUUUGAAAUUAAUUGACUAUUGGAUAAAUUGGCGAUCGUUAACAUGUACUGUUGAUCAUCAUCCUGGCCAUCAGUGUGUGAAUAAUCACUUGGAAUAUAUCUAUCCACAUGUUAUGUGGUGUUUUCUAGAAUUUUUCAAUCGGUCAUCUAAUACUACUUGUUUUAUGCAAAAAAUUCAAAAAGAAUUCAAUGUCGAAAUUUUAUUAUCACGAGUAUCGAAUCUAUGCCUAACAAAUGAGAAUAUUUCUGGCAUUCAAUUUUGUAUUCAUCGUUCAAGAUUAUUAUAUUUUAUGACAUGUUUACUCAAUUGUCUAUCACCAUCAGCAUCAGUGAAUUAUUCAUUUUAUAUGGAUCAAUGGCUUACUUUACUAAGUGAUUGCUUACAAUAUCAGCAUUCAACUGAAUCGCGAAUUUUAGCUUCAAAAUCUUUACAAUUAUGGACGUUGGAAUUUCAUCCUGACAAUGCUACAAAAUCACCGUCAAUAUCGAAUCAGAUUGAUUUAAUGAAAUCAGUUUUAAAUAUAUCACAACGUAAAAGAUUGUUGGAUUGUAUAUUUCAUGGUUUAUUUGAUGAAUCACCUGAAGUUCGUUCAAUUCUGAGUACUGUUAUCAAUUUUUGGUUAAAAUCAUCCAUAAAUCAAACAAAUUCUUUACAUUGUAUUCAUGCAAAUACUCAUUUAAUCACUUUACAUAAACUAUUGAAACGAAUUGUUCCAUUGUUAUUAUUAAAUGAAAAUAAUAAUAAUAAAGACAAGAAUAUUAAUAGUAAUAAUACUCAUAAUAAAAUAUAUUCAAGUGAUAAUCUGACAUUCAAUGAAUCUACACAUUGGUUAUGCAAUAAUUGGUUAACUAUUAUGAAAUCAAUGAAUUGUUUAAUGAUUAAUGAAUAUGAAUCAAGUCAACGAAAUAUGUUGUAUGAUAGAGAAGCGUAUAAUACAUUCUGCGAACCACGUUUACAAAUUGACCUAUUAUUUACAUAUCUUCAUAUGGAAAGAAAUAUGUCUAAAGAGAAUCUCCUACGUGUCACAUCAUCAUUGAUUGACCAAGCAGAUGAUCAUUUACUGUCUGUAUGCAAUGUAAAAGGUUUACAGAUUGAAAAAAUUUUAGCUAUUGAAAAUUGGUGUGGUCCAGUGAUUCCAUUUGCAGUGUUUACAAGAGAUUACAGUCGUCAAUUGAUAAAUUCAUUGAAAGAAUGAAAAAUAAAAAUUAAUACGUUUUAAUAUUAAGAAUAGGUACUUCAUAAUUGUACAAAAUGUGGACUAAUAAAAGAUUUGUUGAAAUUUAUUAUUAUUGUAUUUGUUGGUUGUACACCUUUUGAUAUGUGCUAAUUGAAACCAUAUAGCGUUUAUGUCAUUUGGUUUUCAAAUCAUUAUAUACAGAGUGUUCAAUGAAAAUAGGCUAACACCAAAGCAAUCAAAUAAUUAUUAUGUGACAAAAACUUGACAUAACUUAAAAAGAUACAAAUCAGGACACGAAUUGAGUAGCGUUAAGAUUAUUGAUUGGUUUCUUUAUUAAGUAAAACUACCAAGAGAGCAGAAUGUGUUAUUUCAUUCAUUCUCAUGAAUGUUGUAAAUGAUUUGUUCGAAACUAUGAAUAGUAACUGCUUUACUUUACAUGUAGCCUUAAGAAAAACAUAUCAAAACAUUUGAUGAUAGAACCGUCUUCCUUCUAUGCACAAUGUGGAAGUCUCUGGAAUAGCAUUCAUAACAUAUGUCAAAACCGUCACUAAAAGAUGAUUACAUCCAUUAGAUUAUCGCCAAAAAGUUCAAAUUCACAUUGCCAGACCUUUAUAUUACUAAUAUGAUGUCAGAAAUGCUUCGGAGACGCUGUACACUAGAAUUUUUUUUACCGCAAUGCCUUGUUUUGUAUUUCAUAAUUAUAAUUAAAUGAUCUGUUCAAAACGUUUGUACGCAAUGAAAACAAUAAUUAUUGAAGAGUAUAUCUUCUUCAUUAUACUCUACACAUUAUUUAAGAUGAAGGUUAAACAUUAUUCCGAUUAACAGAGUAACUUCCAUCUACAAUCAAAUAUUGUCGUUAUUUAGAAGAAUCAAUUAUGGAAGACAAUGUUAUUCAUUUUCAUUAUUAUAAUUGAUAUUUUUCAAUUAAAGAAAGAUUUAUUGAUCACAGAUCAUCGUUUAGUUAGGUAGGCCACAUUGGAAAAAUUAUCUGAACCUAUUAUGCAUGUUAGUUACCAAUGUCGUAUAUACUGAACAGGUUUCGACUUUAAGG
Schistosoma bovis is the source of this 8103-nucleotide messenger RNA. Lineage: Eukaryota; Metazoa; Platyhelminthes; Trematoda; Strigeidida; Schistosomatidae. The record is from the annotation of a GenBank genome assembly.